CUCUUACUGUUGUUGCAAGUGUUGUUCCUGUGAUAGAUAGAUUGCCAGACAUGUUACAGUUGGAAAAGAAAAAACACAGGAAUAAUACAUCCGUGGCUAUUUUAGUAUAAUAUGUGUAAUUCAAUAAGAAACGGCUUAUAUAAGCGUUAGAUUAAGUUGAUCAGUCGUAUUGUAGUUUGCAGUCACCUUAGGUCGGCUGCCUUGGUAGCCUACGUUAGCUAACCAGCUAACUUGUUUCAGACAUUUGUUUUGUUUUGUUGAACACCACUUUGUAUUUGGCUGACACAUGAGUGUCUCACUUGUCGUUAUCCGUUUGGAGUUAGCGGAUCAGUCCCCUCUCCCACAAGGUUUCCAGUAUUGUGCUGUUGACAUGUCAGAGGAAGAUAUGAGAGAGAAGGCCCUGGGAACUGCAAGGGCUUCGCUGAGUGGGAAGACUGAUUUGGAGAGAUCAGCAGUGGUGCACCAGCACAUUGGAAGUAGGGCUAUGGGCGAUAUGGUGAUUGAGACCAUUGGGUCCAUCUCAGAUAAAGGUGGAGAUGAGUCUGGUGGUUCCAGUGAGAAUGAUCAGGUUUCCAAGGCAACUGAGGACCGGCCAUCAAGCCGGAGUGUGAAAGAGGGCACAGAAGGGGGCACUGCCCCUGAGUCGCCCUCCAAGCAGCUGCCCGACCAGAUCUCCUUCUUCAGUGGUAACCCCUCCGUGGAGAUCGUCCAUGGCAUAAUGCACCUCUACAAAACCAAUAAGAUGACCUCCCUGACCGAGGACGUGCGGAGGAGCGCCAUGCUGUGCAUUCUGACGGUGCCGGCCACCAUGACCAGCCACGACCUCAUGCGCUUCGUGGCGCCCUUCAACGACGUCAUGGAGCACAUGAAGAUCAUCCGCGACUCCACGCCCAACCAGUACAUGGUGCUGGUCAAGUUCAGAGCGCAGGCUGAUGCAGACAGUUUCUACACCGCCUGCAAUGGCCGCCAGUUCAACUCCAUUGAGGAGGCGGUGUGUCAACUCGUCUAUGUGGAGCGAGCUGAGGUCAUCAAAUCGGAGGAGGGGGCCAGUCUGCCGGUGAUGGAUCUCACGGAGCUGCCUAAGUGCACGGUCUGCCUGGAGCGGAUGGACGAGUCGGUCAACGGAGUCCUCACCACCCUGUGCAACCACAGCUUCCACAGCCAGUGCCUGCAGCGCUGGGAGGAUGCCUCGUGUCCUGUCUGCAGAUACUGCCAGACGCCGGAGCCCGUGGAGGAGAACAAGUGCUUUGAGUGCGGCGUGCAGGAGAAUUUAUGGAUCUGUCUGAUCUGCGGGCAUAUUGGGUGUGGCCGGUACGUCAGUCGCCAUGCCUACAAGCACUUUGAGGAGACGCAGCACACCUACGCCAUGCAACUGACUAACCACCGUGUCUGGGACUACGCCGGAGACAAUUACGUCCAUCGUCUCGUGGCCAGUAAGACGGACGGGAAGAUGGUGCAGUACGAAUGCGAAGGAGACACGUGCCAGGACGAGAAAAUCGAUGCUCUACAGUUAGAGUACUCCUACCUACUGACCAGCCAACUGGAGUCACAGCGCAUUUACUGGGAAAACAAGAUCGUCCAUCUGGAAAAAGACACUGCGGAGGAGAUUAAUAACAUGAAAGCCAAAUUCAAGGAGACCAUCGAGAAGUGUGACAAUCUGGAGCUCAAGCUGAGCGAAUUAACCAAAGAGAAACAGUCUAUGGAGAAGAAGUGCACCCAGUUGAACACGCGCAUCACCAAGCUGACGCAGGAGCUGCGCGAGGAGCAGGAGAUGAACCGCUGCCUGCGCGCCAACCAGACGGAGCUGCAGACGCAGCUGCAGGAGGAGGAGCGGCGGGAGCGCGAGGCCCUGCAGCGCAAGGACGCCGCCAUCGCCGAGCUCCAGGAGCAGCUGCGCGACCUCAUGUUCUACCUGGAGACGCAGCAGCAGAUCGACCGCAUGCCGGCCGACGCGCGCCAGGAGAUCCAGGAGGGACAGAUCAACAUCGCCGCCGGGCCGGGCCAGGCCACCGCCGCCGGACAGUCCUCGUCCGGCGGCGGCGGCUCCUCGGCCCUCGGGGGAGGAGGGGGCAAGCUGGGCGGCAGGAAGGGCCGCUCCAAAAGGGGGAAGUAGAGGACCGAGGAGAGGAGCAGGGGAGCUGGGCGAGUCUCCCUGAGCCAGUGAGGGGGGGGAAGCUUUAGUUCCAAUCACACAUGCCAGUGCACCCCCCUUCCUCCCUCCCUCCCUCCCUCCCUCGUUUGCCAUGACAGCACAACAACCGUCAGCCCCUUGCACAUUUUGUUAUUCGAGGCUUCCGUUAUGCUGCUCAGCCCUGUUUGUUCGCACACAUAUGCAAACACACACACACACACACUAAAGAUGAUACUACACAACAUAGGGCUGAAAGUGGUAAGGGACAGAGGGGAGGCCUCUAACACUGGACUCAUUCGUGUUGCUCUUGCCUUUAAAGCAGAGCUGUCAUCACACUCGGAAGUGUGGUGUCAGAGCUGGGAUGCACACUUGCACAAAAAACACAAAAUACACACACACACACACACACACACACACACACACAUACACUCUGAGUUAAAAAAAAACACUUGCAUAACUGGAGUGCAAUUCAGCCAUGUUUGUAAUUUUGCCAUCUCCCCUUUUUUUGUGUUCUGUGGCGUCGUUGACACAUGUUGUGUGUGUCUCUCUCUCUCUCUCUCUCUCUCUCUCUCUCUCUCUCUCUCUCUCUCUCUCUCUCUCUCUCUCUCUCUCUCUCUCUCUCUCUCUCUCUCUCUCUCUCUCUCUCUCUCUCUCUCUCUCUCUCUCGGCUCAAAUGCGGUUUCCAGUAGGCACUUGCCAAUAGCUGACUCACCAGAGGUGAGGGCAAAACCCUUUAGGUGUCGUUUAUUUCUGUGUGUGUGUGUGUGGUCCAUGUAGCCUGUAGUCGUGUUGCGCUCCGUCACCUGAGAACACGCCUGAACUGUAACAACAGGACCGAGGAACUGGAAUGCUUUUCUCAAACCUUGUCCAAGAGCUUACACUGUGCACUGCGAUUACAAAGACAUAUCUAUUGAUCGAUAGUCAAGAAAGGGUGUAACGUUGGGCCACCGCACUGUGUGAAACACACUUAUCUUAGGACAGGAUUUCCUUCUCGAUCACACUUCAGAGUGUUCUCAAGUCAGAUCGCAUGGCAAGAUAGAUCCGCAGGAAGAGAGCCGUGCCAGGCAGGUAGUGUGCUGGCCAGUGUCCAGGUUCGUUAUUGCCCCACUGCACAGGUUGUGAGGUUUGUGGACGGCUCUGUGCAGAUUCCCACAGGAGGCGUGUUAAACCAAACAAACAACAACAAAAAAAAAACCUGCCGAUAAAAACUUGUAUUUUUUGCCAGGUGCCUAUACCUUAUUAAAUUAAUUUAAGUCGA
This is a messenger RNA of Sardina pilchardus (European sardine), 3389 nucleotides long. RefSeq names its product BRCA1 associated protein (gene brap). Gene Ontology annotation, cellular component: cytoplasm. Gene Ontology annotation, biological process: Ras protein signal transduction; protein ubiquitination. The record is from RefSeq and is a predicted model, not a curated record. Gene Ontology annotation, molecular function: nucleic acid binding; ubiquitin protein ligase activity; zinc ion binding. Bases 287 to 2113 code for a protein of 608 amino acids. The transcript is spliced from 12 exons. NCBI's taxonomy places the organism in Eukaryota, Metazoa, Chordata, Actinopteri, Clupeiformes, Clupeidae.